Messenger RNA from Fusarium redolens, 693 nucleotides. RefSeq lists its product as uncharacterized. Gene Ontology annotation, biological process: RNA processing. Bases 1 to 693 code for a protein of 230 amino acids. The transcript has 3 exons. Lineage: Eukaryota; Fungi; Ascomycota; Sordariomycetes; Hypocreales; Nectriaceae. The record is from RefSeq and is a predicted model, not a curated record. Gene Ontology annotation, molecular function: ribonuclease III activity.
AUGACAUUCUGUCCCCGGUUCAGUCGAAGGGUCUCGGAAUGUGAAUCCAUCAUCGCAUACGAGUUUAGUUCUAAAACUCUCUGCGCACAAGCACUGAACACAGCCGUGGACGCAAUGUCGGUUUGUAUCCUGGAUGGCUCUUUCAAAGCCAUGCCCAAGAACGACCGUCUCGCUGUUUACGGCGAUUCCGCAGCUGCAUCCUACUUGUGCAGCCUCUGGAUCAAGCGAGGACUGGCGAAACACUGCUGGACUACGCUUCGCCGUGACCCGAACAGUAACGACAACCUUGCUCAAGUCGGCAUGGGCCAUGGCCUUGAUAGGUGCAUCAACAUGAAUGGAGGAACUACCAGGGUCUCUUCCGGAAUGGUUGCUACGGCUGUUGAAGCAAUUCUUGGUGCCGUUGAUAUUGACGGUGGUCGUGAUGCUCUUGCUCGAGUUAUGAACCAUCUUGGUCUCACGCAGCAUGCCCUUCUCUCAUGGGUGCCUUCGCAGCUACCGUGGAAUUCCCCUGUGAUCUCAGCCUGUGAUCCGGGGGUUUGCCUAGGUCGCCUUCUCAAGAAGGGCCAGGAGCGGAUCCUUUGUCAGCUAGGCUGCCAUUGGAGCUCGCUCUUGACUUUUCUUAAGAAGCCAUUUAGGCAAGCCCCAUGGAUCAUGGAUUGGGGGGACGGGGAAACUGGGGUAGCUGCGGAGUAA